CAGCUUGUGGAAAAUCCUGAAGAUGGCCAAAGAUGACUCCACCGUUCGCUGUUUCCAGGGUCUGCUGAUUUUUGGAAAUGUGAUUAUUGGUAUGUGCGGCAUCGCCCUGACUGCAGAGUGCAUCUUCUUUGUAUCCGACCAGCACAGCCUCUACCCUCUGCUGGAAGCUACCAACAAUGAUGACAUCUACGGGGCUGCCUGGAUCGGCAUAUUUGUUGGCAUCUGCCUCUUCUGUCUGUCUGUCCUAGGCAUUGUAGGCAUCAUGAAGUCCAACAGGAAAAUCCUUCUGGCGUAUUUCAUUCUGAUGUUUAUAGUGUAUGCCUUUGAGGUGGCAUCUUGUAUCACAGCAGCAACACAGAGAGACUUUUUCACGCCCAACCUCUUCCUGAAGCAGAUGCUGGAGAGGUACCAAAACAAUAGCCCUCCAAACAAUGACGACCAGUGGAAAAACAACGGAGUCACCAAAACCUGGGACCGGCUCAUGCUCCAGGACAAGUGCUGCGGUGUGAAUGGUCCGUCAGACUGGCAGAGAUACACAUCUGCCUUCCGCGUGGAGAACAAUGAUGCCGACUACCCCUGGCCUCGUCAGUGCUGUGUGAUGAACAAUCUCAAAGAACCUCUCAACCUAGACGCUUGCAAACUAGGAGUGCCUGGUUAUUACCACAAUCAGGGCUGCUAUGACCUAAUCUCUGGACCAAUGAACCGGCAUGCCUGGGGGGUCGCCUGGUUUGGAUUUGCCAUUCUCUGCUGGACCUUUUGGGUUGUCCUGGGUACCAUGUUCUUCUGGAGCAGAAUUGAAUAUUAAGCACAGAAUGUUGUCACCAUACCUCCUAAUGACUCUGGAUUUGGUACUGGAACCCGCUCACUCCUGGUAUCCUGCGUUUGUGCUCCACACACAGUAGCACACACGUGUCUCCCUCAAAUCACCAGGUCGGGGGGUGUGGCCUCUCAAGCUCCACACAUUCUCAUGAAGAGUCUUUUCAUCUUGGUCUAGAGUUCUGCAACAUUUUUAUAGACUGUAGGAAGGAGAGGAUUUGGAAAGUAAAUAAUAACUCCCAUGUCUGCUUAUUUUUACUUUGGGAAUAUAAAGACUUCAAAGAAACUGUGUUAUCACA
Messenger RNA from Otolemur garnettii (small-eared galago), 1115 nucleotides. RefSeq names its product uroplakin 1B (gene UPK1B). NCBI's taxonomy places the organism in Eukaryota, Metazoa, Chordata, Mammalia, Primates, Galagidae. The record is from RefSeq and is a predicted model, not a curated record. The coding region runs from base 23 to 805 and encodes 260 amino acids. Gene Ontology annotation, cellular component: membrane. The transcript has 7 exons.